AUGCACUACCGGGAGCACGUUGAGCGCUUUGGUAGCAUUCCUCAAUACUCCACGGACGUCAGCGAGCUUGCCCAUGUACGGCAGGUAAAAGAAGCUUACAGAGCGUCCAACAAGGUUGAUGCUGCGACGCAGAUACUGGACUAUGGAGGGAGGCGAUUGGCGUUAGAGAUUCGAAUUCUGAAUCUGAAAGACAUCGUCGGAGGUUCUGAGAGCACUGACGACAUCCUCUGGAGCCAUCGGGAUAACCUCAAGGAGUUGCUCGACAUUUUCAAGAUCGAGGACCGCAAGAAAACGCCAAAUGAACGCUCAAUAGUAGAAAGCGGACUGCCCCUGAAGCGUCUUUGCAACCCCUCCGCGAAAUCGGAAAGACUUUUCAACGUGGCAGACGGACUGCAAAUGAGCCAUCUCACGCUAUAUCGCCUGAUAAAGGAGUAUGCCGAGGAUGCGGGAUGCUCUCAGAGCUUUGCCGGAAGCUCUGAGAGCAUGUUGGAGCGCCGGGUGGAGGUUUUCACAUGCUUGCAGGUUCCGAUACCAAUCUUCCAAAGGCCUGACGUAUACGAGGUUCACAACAUCAGGUGUACGGGAACAGCAUCUUUUAGGAAGGGGAAAAUAAGAAAGGAUUGGGCAUGGGUAUCGGUAGGUUCCUCAGAGCAGUGGGGAGUGUUUCGGGGACGCUUACCAGGACGUGUGGAGGCUCUGUUCAAGGUGCGGGAUAGCACAGGGCGCGCACAUAGACUAUGUGUAGUUGAGCUGCUUGAGGCGAAGGAUCGUGGUAUCGCUGAUAGCUCACAUGGGCUGCUGAAGGUCUGUAGGAGGAGGAGGAAGAGGAUGUGGGUCGUGAAUAUUCGGAGUAUAUUAGGAAUGGCCCAUUUGUUCGAGGUGGAUGCUGGCAAUUGGCUGGUAAAUACUAGGAUAGAUUUGCGUACGUGGAAUGAAUUCAGUUGA
This is a messenger RNA of Morchella sextelata, 945 nucleotides long. RefSeq lists its product as uncharacterized. The record is from RefSeq and is a predicted model, not a curated record. Bases 1 to 945 code for a protein of 314 amino acids. Lineage: Eukaryota; Fungi; Ascomycota; Pezizomycetes; Pezizales; Morchellaceae. The transcript has a single exon.